Messenger RNA from Trichoplusia ni (cabbage looper), 1239 nucleotides. RefSeq names its product GDP-L-fucose synthase (gene Gmer). The transcript is spliced from 8 exons. The record is from RefSeq and is a predicted model, not a curated record. NCBI's taxonomy places the organism in Eukaryota, Metazoa, Arthropoda, Insecta, Lepidoptera, Noctuidae. Bases 118 to 1089 code for a protein of 323 amino acids. Gene Ontology annotation, molecular function: GDP-L-fucose synthase activity. Gene Ontology annotation, biological process: nucleotide-sugar biosynthetic process.
UAGUUACGUCAGUGUCAGUCACAGUGCCGUCAGGGUCGUCAAUGAAUGGUUGGUUGAUAGUUGUUGUCAAAUUUUAAAAACAGUGAACUGUGCCACAUAUCCAAAAGCUAAACAAGAAUGAGUGGGGAAAAAAGUGUUAUUUUGGUGACUGGAGGGACCGGCCUUGUAGGCCAGGCCAUUAAAACCGUCAUAGAAGAAGAAAAACAGCAACAGAAAUCAAAUAAUGAAACUUGGAUUUUCUGUGGCUCUAAGGAAGCAGAUCUAAGAGAUAAAGCUCAAACAGAGGCAUUGUUUGAGAAACACAAGCCCACUCAUGUGAUUCACUUGGCUGCAAUGGUUGGAGGGCUGUUUCACAACAUGGCUCACAACUUAGACUUCUUUAGAGAGAACAUGGCAAUCAACGAUAAUGUAUUGAACGCCAGCUACAAACAUAAUGUGAAGAAAGUCGUGUCAUGCUUAUCAACAUGCAUUUUUCCUGAUAAAACUACGUAUCCUAUUGACGAGACUAUGGUCCACAAUGGUCCCCCUCACACCUCUAAUUAUGGCUACAGCUAUGCAAAAAGGAUGAUUGAUAUUCUAAAUAGAGGCUACCACGAGACGCACGGCUGCACGUACACGUCGGUGAUCCCGUGCAACGUGUUCGGGCCGCACGACAACUACAACCUGCAGGCCAGCCACGUCAUACCCGCGCUCAUCAGGAGGAUGGACGACGCUAUGCAGAAAGGUGACUCGACGUUCACAGUGAUGGGCAGCGGCAAGCCCCUGCGCCAGUUCAUAUACUCGCUGGACUUGGCGCGCCUCUUCAUUUGGGUGCUCAGGAACUACAACAGUGUGGAGCCUAUCGUGUUGUCCGUCGACGAAGAGGACGAAGUGACUAUCAGCACGGUAGCGGAAAUGAUAAAGAAAGCGCACAAUUACCCCGGCGAGAUUGUGUAUGAUACCACCAAAGCCGAUGGCCAGUAUAAAAAGACGGCUUCGAACAAAAAACUAAGAAGUCUGUACAAAGACUUUAAAUUCACGCCUUUUGAGACUGCGAUACACGACACUGUAGCCUGGUUCAAGCAGAAUAGGGAUCAUGCUAGAUUGUAAUUGGAAUCGAAGUUAUUCUAAAAAAUAUGGCUGUAAAUAAAAUUAAAUGUUUAUUGUAUAAAUUGUAAUUAUUUAAUGCGUAAGCGCACAUGAUAUUAAAAGUUGAGCAUGUCAAUACUGAAAAAGUAAAUAAAGAGGUGCAAAUAACUA